Molecule: messenger RNA, 780 nt
Organism: Anopheles marshallii
Lineage: Eukaryota; Metazoa; Arthropoda; Insecta; Diptera; Culicidae
Product: chymotrypsin-1-like
Exons: 3
Coding region: 1-780 (259 amino acids)
Biological process (GO): proteolysis
Molecular function (GO): serine-type endopeptidase activity
Source: RefSeq, a predicted model, not a curated record
AUGUUUUUGCUACUGGUAGUGUCUUUCGCAUGUGCCGGAUUAGCGCACGCUGGUUCGCUCGGUCAAGGUAAGAUCGUCAACGGUACGGAUGCAGCGAUUGAAAACUACCCAUUCGUUGUGUCUCUGCGUGGUGCCACCGGUGGCCAUUCGUGCGGUGGCAGCAUCCUGAACAGCCGCUGGAUCCUAACGGCGGCUCACUGUGUCGACUACACUACGCCCCUUUACCAAACGAUUCAGGUGGGACGUACGAACAUUUCGCGAACGGAAGACGAAUCCAUAUACGCGAUCGAGGAUGUUGUGAUCCAUCCCGGUUACAAUCCGGCCGACAGCUAUAUUGAUGAUAUUGCCCUGUUGAAGUUGCGCAAGCCACUGGUAUUCAGCGAACAGGUGCGACCGGUUCGGAUGCCGAAACGAUUCUUUGAGAUUGACACGCAAGACUCCAACGUGGUGACGCUCGUCGGAUGGGGUCGCAAUGCCUCAGAAGGACCGGUGCAAACCACCUUGCAACAGAUCGAUUACUAUGCAGUGCCGAACGACGAAUGCAAUCUCAUCCACGGCAAUCACAUCUAUCCUACGCAGAUCUGUGCAGCCGAACCAGGUGGUGGAAAGGGCCAGUGUAGUGGAGACUCUGGUGGACCGUUGAUGUACAAAGAGUUCCAGGUAGGCAUCGUAUCUUGGAGUAUCAAACCGUGUGCCAUCGCUCCAUACCCAGGCGUGCUCACCAAGGUUUCGUACUAUGUGGACUUUAUCAAUCAACAUGCAAGCGAAUAUAAUUCUUGA